Athalia rosae (coleseed sawfly) is the source of this 2516-nucleotide messenger RNA. RefSeq names its product golgin subfamily A member 5 (gene Golgin84). Bases 358 to 2154 code for a protein of 598 amino acids. The transcript has 7 exons. Gene Ontology annotation, cellular component: Golgi membrane; Golgi cisterna. Lineage: Eukaryota; Metazoa; Arthropoda; Insecta; Hymenoptera; Athaliidae. The record is from RefSeq and is a predicted model, not a curated record. Gene Ontology annotation, biological process: Golgi organization; retrograde transport, vesicle recycling within Golgi.
GCAGAUGUGGUAAUCGAAUAAUUAAUUAAAAAAUCGAAAAUAAUCGGGACAAAUAGCAAAAAAUCCGGUCAAGAUUGGGAAGAAAUCUGGGAUGGUGAAGCUGGGUUAUUUCUUGCACUCUGAUGGCCCUUCUCGUUUACCUUGACGUGUGUGGUUCCAUCCGCAAAUGACGUAUGCAGGCAAAAGGCGCCACUCGAUGGGUAGCUUUGACGUUUCUCAACUCAAGGUAACCUGGAUCCCAAACGUCAGCGUCAACAGAAUACAUCUCUCGCAACAAUUGGGAAUUUGGUGCCCAGAUAUUGUCGAUUAUAGCCAGACGAAAAAGAAAAAGUAAAACUCAGGGACAUUAUUUCCGUCAUGGCUUGGCUUUCCGGUCUAGCUGGUAAGGCUGAAACUCUUCUGAACAAAAUUGAUCAAAAUACUGCAGCUGUGUUAAGCAAGGAAAAACAUGAUGUGCCUUCAGCUGCGUUAACAGAAGUGACAUGGGUUCCACCUUCUGCCACCACACCAACCAAACUGCUAUUAACCUCCUUAAGUUCACCUAAGAGAUCUAUUACACCAUUAGUUCGUCCUUUAUCAAACCCAGGAAAUUCAACACCUCAGAAGUCAAAGGCUCAUCAAGAAGAAGAGCUGAUUACCUUCUUGAAUACUCCUACGGAAACGCCAACAAAGACUCAAAGAGUUGAACCUAUCACAGCACCUGCAACACCUCUAUCUAUUUGCGUUGAACCACCAACAGACAACACAGAUUCUGUCUCUGAAAUAUCAAUACGUAGUGGACAGAUAAGUCCAGUAUUUUCGCACACUUCAUUGGAUGUACCUGAAAACGAUUUCCUCUUACCUGUAAAAAACAAAGACUGUAAUUUCGAUCUAGAAACACAGAACGUCAUCCUUAGAAACGAAAUUGACACACUGAACAAUGAGCUGAAUCUCAGUUUGCACAGGGCAAAAUCAUACAAGAGUGAGUGUAACGAGCUUCAACAUCGAUUAGCUGUGGUGGAAAAAGAUUAUGCACUGAAGUUUAACAGUCAUAAACUUGAUAUAGAGCGAUUAAUAAAACCAACCGAACAUGCAGAUCUACAGAGUCAUUUGCAAUCCGCACAGAAAGAUUUGGAGGAAAAGGACGAACUGCUUGAUAAGCAGCAAACGGAUCAUCAGAAGGAGAUAAACGUAUUAAAAGAAAAACUGAUCUGUUUAGAAACUGAGAAAGUAGAAGGUACAAAAAAAUUAUCUGACGCACAGUCUGCGUUGGAGAGAAAUAGAUCAGAACUAACUCUAACAAGAUCGGAAUUGGAACAGCAUCGAGCGAGGGCUCUAAAAACGCUUCAGGAUAAAGAAAGAUUAAUCGCCGAACUCAGAGGAAACGCUACCACGGGAUUGGACGAUGCAACCUUGAUGGAAUUGAAUCAACUAAGGCAAGAACGUGAAACUUUGAGGGAAGAGAAUCAGCAACUUUGCAAUCAAUUACGAAUAGCGAGAGAAGAAUUAAUUAAUGUCGAUGGAAAAUUGGAAGAAAGUAGGCGAGAGGCUGCGCUAGCUGGGUCUCAAGUUCAGGAGGCAGCUGCCGCUGAGAGAAGUCUACGUUUAGCUAUCGAAGAGGAUUCUCGUCAACAUUCCGAAGAAAUGAGAUCCCUGAAAGAAGAAGUAUCCAGGCAAAGGAACUCGUUCUCUUCCAAACUGCAGAAGCAAGAGACAGAGAUUGCAAGGCUAAGAUCAAAGCUCUCCGCAGCUUCCACGCCAAGCAGUGAAGUGGAGUCUAGAUUAGCAACUCUCACGCAAACUUUAGUGCUUAAACAACAAGCCCUGGAAAGUCUUACAACAGAAAGAAACGCGCUGAGAUUACAGUUAGAAAAAAUCGAGCACCAGCACAAAGAUGUUAUUGGAAAUCUGAGAAAAAACAUAAGCUAUGAGCACGUCAACGACACAGAUGACGCCAAAGCACAAGUACCAACUUUCUUGCUGGAAACCCCGUUUGACACUGGGGUUGCUCGACGAGUUAAAAGAGCUUAUUCCUCUCUCGACGCUGUCAGCGUACGCACUGGGGUAUUUCUUAGGCGUUACCCCCUGGCGAGAAUUCUCGUGCUCGUUUAUAUGGUCCUAUUACACUUCUGGGUCCUAGUAGUACUGUUUUCGCACUCUCCGGAGGUUCAUUAAUCUCAUCUCAAGUAAGCAUUUUUUCGAAGCUACCGCCGAAUCCAUGGAAAAAUUAAAUUCGGAACGGAGCAAAGCUCACAAUCAACUGAAAGUUAUGAAUGAUUGUACGUGUACAGGGGAAAAAGAAGACGUUAAUAUUCCUUGGUGAAAUAUUUUUUGUUAUUUGAUCUGUAUCAUAUCUUAAAAUCUAUGUAGACCUAGGUAAAUAUAAUCAAAUGAAUAUAUCCUCAAUUUUAAAAAUAUAAUUGUGUAAUACUUUUACAGUGAUGAAAAAUAGGAAAUGGUCGUAAUAUUGAAAGCUUUGUCGUUCUUCAUUGAGAAAACUAAAGAGUACAAUAAAUAGAUAAAUAAUUUAAAAAGAA